Messenger RNA from Glycine soja, 1231 nucleotides. Its product is annotated as lipid phosphate phosphatase gamma-like. Gene Ontology annotation, cellular component: intracellular membrane-bounded organelle; endoplasmic reticulum membrane. The record is from RefSeq and is a predicted model, not a curated record. The transcript is spliced from 2 exons. Lineage: Eukaryota; Viridiplantae; Streptophyta; Magnoliopsida; Fabales; Fabaceae. Gene Ontology annotation, biological process: protein N-linked glycosylation; lipid biosynthetic process. Gene Ontology annotation, molecular function: dolichyldiphosphatase activity. The coding region runs from base 143 to 820 and encodes 225 amino acids.
UCAAUUUUUUGAGGCCAUGAAAAAUCUGAGUAAUCAAUGACGCGAGAUGUAACGUAGUAACGGGGAAAGAAAGGGCCAUUCUCCGUUGUCACUUUUCACUAUCACCCACUCCAAACCCUUCGUCGAUCUCAGAUCUUCCACAAUGACAACUCCGACGCCGCUGAAGGCCGUGACGCUAACCCACGUGCGCUACCAAAGAGGCGACGGCGUGGGCCAUUUCCUGGCCUGGAUAUCCCUCGUCCCCGUCUUCAUCUCUCUGGGUGGCUUCGUCUCGCACUUCAUCUUCCGCCGCGAGCUCCAAGGCAUCUUCUUCGCCCUCGGCCUUAUCGUCUCCCAAUUCAUCAACGAAGUCAUCAAAACCUCCGUCCAGCAAGCCCGCCCCGCCACCUGCGCGCUCCUCGAGAUGUGCGACUCUCACGGCUGGCCCUCCAGUCACUGCCAGUACAUGUUCUUCUUCGCCACCUAUCUCACCCUCCUCUCCCUCAGGGGCCUCUCCUUCUGGCACGUGCGCGAUAAUCCCCUCCUCCACGCCCUCACGUGGUCCCUCGCGGUUCUCACUAUGUAUUCUCGGGUUUACUUGGGCUACCAUACGGUUGCGCAGGUGUUCGCCGGAACCGCGCUUGGGGUUUUUCUCGGCGCGGUUUGGUUUUGGGUUGUGAACUCCGUUUUGCAUCCGUACUUUCCGAUUAUUGAAGAGAGCGCGUUUGGGAGGUGGUUUUACGUGAAGGACACUUCUCAUAUACCUAAUGUGUUGAAGUUUGAGUAUGAUAUGGCCAGGGCUGAGAGACGGAAGGUGGCGUUGAAUUCUAAGUCGGAUUGAUUGGUAUGUUUGAACCUGCUUCAUGUUUAGGCACAUUGCUUCGAAUUUUUCUUCUAGGAUUUGUAUUCACAAGUAUUUAUGGCAGUAUUACUAUAGCUUUAUUUUGUGGAGCUUUCCACUAUAGAAGCCAACUGGCUGAGCCACUCAGGUAUAAAUGGCAUCUAUGAAGAGAGCAGCAGAGCACACUGACAUGGUACUACGGACCUAUGAUGCCUGUGAAAUAGAACUGAUGUAUGAAUAGAUGGCUACCUGAUGUUAUAGAUAGACAUGAAUAUUUUAUCUUGUUUUCUUACAUGGGUUUUAGACAACAUACAUUGACACAAAUACAACCAAGGGAUUGUUCAAAUCAUUGAUAAAUUUAUAAAUUUAUAAAUUUCUGGUUUGCACCUAAAAUAUAUUGUGCAAGCUCUA